Molecule: messenger RNA, 1086 nt
Organism: Papilio machaon (common yellow swallowtail)
Lineage: Eukaryota; Metazoa; Arthropoda; Insecta; Lepidoptera; Papilionidae
Exons: 4
Coding region: 176-853 (225 amino acids)
Source: RefSeq, a predicted model, not a curated record
UUUUACGGCCGAAGUAAAUAAGGCGUCAGAUCAUUAUGCAGUCGCGUUUAUUCUGACUGCAGUGUAUGUCCGCCGGUCUCGGGAGUCACGCGCACACGCAUAUUGACUUGUCUACGUGUUUGGCUCAUGGGUUCGCGGUUUUACUAUCUUAGUUUGACUAUCGAGUGACAGAAUAAUGAAUUUAAAAUUGAAUAACGAAGUCCGCGGUUCUAUCAGUCUUUUGCCCGCUCCACCAGUAUCAUCUAUAAAGGAGGAACGACGUCGCACUGGUCGCUACAUAGCCAUCUUAGUCGGUAUAUCCUUGUUGAUACUGGCCAUUUACCAUGCGUGGGUGCGUCGUAUCCCAGUCGUGGCCAGUCUCGUCGUACCCGCACUCAUUAUGUUUGUCUACGUAGCCUGGGUGCUUUAUACUGCCUCGAGAGAUAAACAUAAGUUCUUUCAAUUCCAAGACCCAGAAGCAGCCUUAACAUCUGGUAAUGAAGCAAACGACGACGGACGCGUUUCUCAACUAUCAAAUAAUAAUUUAGAAGAAUUGGUGAUAUCCAGUAAGGAAAGUUCUAAAGUAAACUCGCCUCGAGGUUCAAUACGUAAAGAGUGGUCAAGAACAUCAUCAACUCACAUAAAAGAAGAAAGAAAGUCCAAACCUAUGGAGAAGAGUGUUAACUUUAUAAAGCCUAUAAUACUAGUCAAUGACAAACCACCAGAAGAUCUAGACCAAAAGUGGUCUCAUAUAGUACAGAAUUUAACAAAUAACGACAAACUGAAAGGCUUUUCAACGCGAAGAAGGUAUAAAAGAAAAUUUUGUAGAAGAAAACGAAAUGCAGCAUUUAAAAGAUCUUAUAGUAUCGGUUAAAAUUUAUUUAGUGUGAGGAAAAUCGUUGAAUUGUAUACUGAAUGACUGUUUGUAGAUUUAUUAGUGAAGGAUGAAAUUGCUUUUGCCUGUGAUUCCCUUAAUGUCUUUUUAUGGUGUAAAUAAAUCUAAAUAAAGGUUUCUUACGCGUCACAGAACUUGUUUAUAGAUAGAUACGAAUAGUAAGAAUAGAACAGGCAUAUUUUUCUGAAAGCCUUAUAAAAAAAUCAAAUCAU